Molecule: messenger RNA, 837 nt
Organism: Marasmius oreades (fairy-ring Marasmius)
Lineage: Eukaryota; Fungi; Basidiomycota; Agaricomycetes; Agaricales; Marasmiaceae
Exons: 11
Coding region: 1-837 (278 amino acids)
Source: RefSeq, a predicted model, not a curated record
AUGUUGUAUGAUCACAUCGUGACCUUAAUUACUGAGGUAGAUCUGAUCUGGAGUAGAAGCUGGUCUUUUGUCAAGCUGUUAUUCAUCUCACAUCGAUAUUUUGGCCUUCUCUGUGUUAUUAUUGAAGUUAUUGCUUUCUUUAACGAUGAAGUUACGGACAGCGUAAGCACAUUUUGGUUUGGUUGGGAGCUCAUGGGGUUCAGUACUGCUAUACUAACAUCAGAACUUGUCUUGUUUCUGUGGAUCUAUGUCUUGUAUGAUGGAAGCAGACGUAUCACUGGUUUCCUAGGAGGUUGUUUUUUGGCAGAGGCGAUUGCUAUGUAUACGAUGUUGGGCAAGUCUUUCGAGGACAUCCAUGUUGCGUCUCACAUCAUACCUUCACACGCGUUUUGUAGCCUGCUCAAUCCUCCUCCGUUCCUCUUUCAUUAUUGGAUUCCGAUAUUGGCUUACAACGCAAUUAUCCUGCUAUUGAUUGGCUACAAAGGGUACGAAAUCCUCGCUUCCCCUCGUGCAAGACAGCAGAACGCGGCACUCGUUGGGGUGUACACCAAGUCCACUAUAAACUUUGUAAUUAUGUUUUCGGCAUAUUUGCUUUGCUGCAUAUUCUGGAUUUAUGCAGAGUUUGCGUUGGGUCAGAUACCGGUGGUCCUAGCGUUGUCGCUUUCAAUCACGAACGCUAGCAAUCUAUUACUGCAUAUUCGGCAAGCCUACUAUUCGCUACGUUACGAACCCGAAAUACGCGUCGAGAGAAUGACGAUUUACGUGGACAGCCGUUACAGUAGUAACUCGGGUGAAUGGAUGUACGAGCUAAGAGAGUUGAAGUGGAAAAAACGUUGA